CUCUUAGAGUUAUCUGCGUUUCGCAUGUGCAGAAGUUCGGUUUACAAUGGCAAAGUCAAUAUCCGUUGCUCAAUCAAGGUUUGCAGUAUUGUCAAUUGAUGAUGGUGGUGAUGAUGACAGAAAGUCAUCAAAGAAACAACAGGGAAAGUCAAAUGAACAGCCAAGUCAGCCAAAGAAAAAGAAGAACAAAUCAAAACAGAAACAAGAAAACUCUGAAUUGAAACAGUUGGCAUUUGGCACUCGCACACCUCGGCAACACAAGGACUCUUCCUCUGAGCAUAACAAGAAACAGAAAUCAGGAGGUCAACAAAACAAACCUGAACAAUGGGAUGAAUGGAGACAGAAAGAUGAAGAGUUUGCCAAAGACGUUUAUGAAAAGGAUCUUGAGCAAGCCUUACUGCAGAGUAAAGUCGACUUUGAACUUGAAAAACAGAAAAAGGUAGAAAAUGGGGCUACGGUCGGCAGUAAUGGCGUCAUGGCUGACAGCAAGGAAAGUAAGCGGAGCAAGAAGAAGAAGGACAAGCCUCAGACCAUGAGUCUGGAGGAGUUCAACCUACGAGCAAACGCACCCCGAGACGACGUGGAUGAUUUAGAUAACAUCCCAAUGCCUCGAGUACCAACUGUAGCGAUGGGGGAAGGCGAUGCCAAGUUCUUUGACAAAGUUGAAAACGACGUCCACCGAAUUAUACAGAAGGAGAAGAUUCAGGAAGAAUACAAGAAACACUAUGUCCGUGAAAGUGCCAUGACAACAAAGUAUCAAGAGGACCUAUCAAAUAAAGACAGAGAAAUAACUGAAUUAAGGGAACAAGUAGAAACAUUACAGGGGGAGUUCAAGCAAGUAAAGAAAAGGAACAAGCAGCUAUGUGUGAUAUUAGCCCAAGGAGAAAUGAAAGACAAGGCCCAAGUUCUGAUGCAGUUGGAAGACCUCACACAAGUCCGAGAUGAAUUAACAGAGCAGGUUUCACAACUGACUGCCGAACUGGAAAAGGAAAAAUCCAAAGUGCAUGGUUUAAAAUCUGAACUAGACAAACUGAAGGGAGGGAAGCAUUAUUCAGGAAAGUGAGGACCACUUUGCCACAUCUCCAUUCCGUGUAUUUCAACUUCGAUGACACACAUCAAACCCAACACUGGAACAGACACAUAUCGCAGUGACAUGAUGCACAGCACAUCACCAACAUGUUGGCCGUCUACCAUACUCAUGUAUACUCCAGCAUUUCGUUCAAAGAGAAAUAUUUUGAAUUUCUCCACUCAUAUUCUCAAAAAAAAUUCAUGUAUGUUCUAGUAAAUAUUCAGUAUCAGGUGAUACCUAUUCAUUAUCUCUGGACGUUUUCUGAGUUGAAUUUCAUACAAAUGUUCAUGUUUGCGGAAAGUGCUUAAGCGUUGAAAUUUCUCUAUCAGAUUUCAGUGUUCCUAUUAUAUUGAGGCCAUUAUUAAGUUACAAGUCAAUGACAAGUGGCUUUUUAUAUCUAGGUAUCCAAACACUGAGACACUUCGAGGUAUAUUGCUUGAAGAUGAAUACAGAGAAAAUAUUUGAAUAUCUAUAGUAUAUCUGAUACAGUCAAACUAUAACGCCAAAGCCAAGUUUCUUUUUGUCCUAUAUAUUUCCUUGUUGAAAAGGUGUCUAUGAUCAAACGGGAUUAACAACUAUUACCUGUAUUAGCAUGAUUGGUUGGUGGUUGAUCAAAGAUAUUACAAGACUUUUAUUUGUUGGUUUUAGUCUUUUUAUUGAAAACAAAAUAAGCAUGAUAAAUGAAAUUAUACAAGAGUGACUGUUAUGAUGUUAUCUUGAAAAGAAAAGAAAAAGAAACGAGAAAGAAUCUGAUCUGUUAAAAAUACAAAUGGUCUUUUGUUUCAAUCUCAUUAAAGCCAGAUCUUUUACUCUGGUAUGACAACUCUCUGUAUGAAGAUGCCUCCAGAGAGGGUUGGUCAGGUGAACUCACUAGUCAACUGAAAAGCAUCAAUGCUUCUAGAUCCUUGGCAUUCAGACAAGCAUAUCUGAUUUCUGCAAAAAUCUGCACAAUUUCAAUGUACACACUGUCAUUUGUGAGCACUGUGGCAUCUACACCCAGAGUGAGUUCCACUGUUGGAAUACAGUAAACUACGUUUAUAACGAACACGCUUAUAACAAACUGACGGAUAUAACAAAUUUAUUUUUUGGUCCUGGCCAUUUACUGUUUAUUACUAUAUAUGCUGUAUUUAUGCUAAUAACAAUGAAUAAUGAACUACGGUUAUAACGAACUAAAAUCAGUUAUCCCUUUGGGUUCGUUAUUACCAUAGUUUACUGUAUUGGUGUUCUGUGUAGGUUUUCUUUUGUUGAAAUCAAAAUUUGAGAAAGAAAUGGAGCUGAAUCAUUUUACAAAACUGACAUCAGUUUGGCACAAAAUCCUAAACAUCUUUCAUUUAGGGGGUGAUGGGGUAGCCUAGUGGUUGAAGCCGUCGCUUGCAUGUCGGAAGACCCGGGUUUGAUUCCUCACUUGGAUACUAUGUGUGAAGCCCAUGGGUGUCUGAUGUCCCCGCCGUGAUAUUGCUGGAAUGUGGCGUAAAACCAUACUCACUCACUCCUUCAUUAAGACCGGGAGUCCAAGAUUGCCCAGGAGGUGUUGUCAGCUCUUCAAGCUGAGAGGUUUCAUAUCGCAGUAAAUGAUCAGAUUUUAUUGAGGUUGUCUUUUGUUUUUUUAACAUUAUAAAGUGUAUAGUUAUUCAGUAUCUCACUUGAUUCCCAAGGUUUAGAUCCAUUGUCUGGGUGAUAUGAUUCUUCAGGUUAUAGUUAGCAUGUGAUCAUACUGAGGCCAGACCAGCUAGUCCACUAUGUCAAAGGAGUGGUCAGAACAGAAAUACAAACGUACUGUCAUCAGGGUUGAGUUUAGUCUCCUACCUUUAUAUAUAUGAGGCUUAAAAAUAUACAGAAUUGGUUCUCAGGCAUUUUAAAAAUACAGUGCAGGUGGGCAUGCAAACUCCUAUUGCUGCCAUUACCAUAACGUGAGAUACGCAGUAAAGCAGUGAGCAUGUAAAGGGAAGUAACUGCCUGCUAUAUUAGAUCGCAUUGUUAAUAAGUAUUAGGAUUUCUUAAUUUUAAAAAAAAUGGAAAUAUAACUAAAUAUGCAGCAGACUUUAUGAUGAUGCGGGCAGUGCCUGAGAACCAAGACUAUUAUUUUUUUUAGCCUGUAAUAGAACUUUUAACAAAAAAAUACAAAGGUGUUUUAAAAGCAUUUUAUCAGUCAAUUUAGAAUUUGUUUCCUUUUGCAAGAUCACAAUUGCUUAAUCAUUAAAACUCUAGCGUACAUCGGUCUGGCCUAAUCCCCAGACUGGUUCAAGUUGACGUGAUAUUACUGCCAGACAAAUGUGUGUGCUGAAUCACUAGACCUCAGGUCACCAUGUCAGGAUUCAGUGAAGAUCUGGUGCGAUGGGAUGACCUUGAAAUGGAAGGGGGAUGUUUCUGGCUUCAUGUUUACUCAGUGACUGCAUGUAAGGGUUGUGGCACAUAUUUGCAGGUCCAUGAUGGCGUCAGUAAGUAUGAUUAGUAUGUACAUACCAUUCACUUCAACAUACAGUCAAACACUGUUGGGGCGAACUUUGAUGUGUCGAACUUACGGUUGUCUCCAAGUAAAAGCUUGGUCCUUGCGUAUUCCUUCUUUAUUCAUCAUUUUCGGUUGUGUCGAACACACAAAGUAUUUAUGUAGGUUCCUUCAACUUCCCGCAACAGUGUUUGGCUGCAUUUGCAUUUCUCGCUCUGUUCUGAAGAAGAUUCAGAUUUCCUUGUUAUAAUUCAUUAUUGCCAGUUUAUUUCAAGAUGGAAAUAAAUGAUUACAAACU
This is a messenger RNA of Haliotis rufescens (red abalone), 3813 nucleotides long. RefSeq names its product G kinase-anchoring protein 1-like. The transcript has 10 exons. Gene Ontology annotation, cellular component: Golgi apparatus. Gene Ontology annotation, biological process: signal transduction. The record is from RefSeq and is a predicted model, not a curated record. NCBI's taxonomy places the organism in Eukaryota, Metazoa, Mollusca, Gastropoda, Lepetellida, Haliotidae. Bases 47 to 1063 code for a protein of 338 amino acids.